Cetraspora pellucida is the source of this 240-nucleotide messenger RNA. Lineage: Eukaryota; Fungi; Glomeromycota; Glomeromycetes; Diversisporales; Gigasporaceae. The record is from the annotation of a GenBank genome assembly.
CUUUUAGCAAAAAUUAUUACAAUUUAUAAAUCGCAAGAUUUAACAUUAUUGCAAACUGUAUUAGAUAUCGGUAAUAAGGAAUUUGCUAUAGGUCUUACAUUUGUAGCUAUAUCAAGAGUUCGUGCACUUUCUGACCUUCUCUUUAAUAGUACAUUUACUUAUAGUAAAUUGCAAAAAUUAGGAAAAAGUACACGUUUGCAGCAAAGAUUAGUUGAAGAACAGAGAUUACUUUCUUUAUGA